AGUAAUGGAGCUAACGCUAAUUGCCCGUGUACGAGACGGCCUUAUUUUGGCCACAUCGAUUGAAGGAAACAAUGACGGCAGUGGCGACUCAAGUAUGGUGAAAUACUCGAAUCAAGCAAAAAUGCUCUUCAAGAAGCUGAAUGGGGCUCCAGCACAGCAAAGUGUAGAGUCAGGACCAUUUGUUUUUCACUACAUAAUCGUCCAAAACAUUUGCGCCCUGGUCCUCUGUGAUAGGAAUUUCCCGCGUAAAGUUGCCUUCCAGUACCUCAGUGACAUUGGCCAAGAGUUUCUAAACGAGAACAGUUCGAGAAUCGAGCAAGUCGUUCGUCCAUACCAUUUCCUCGAAUUUGACAAAUACAUCCAACAAGCUAAACAAAGAUAUGGAGACACCAACAAACACGCAAUGAAUACGGUAUCCAAUGAGCUCCAGGACGUCACAAGAAUUAUGGUCACUAAUAUCGAAGAUGUCAUUCAUCGAGGAGAAGCUUUGAAUAUUCUGGAAAACCGAGCAUCCGAAUUGUCUGGAAUGAGCAAAAAAUACAGGGAUGACGCGAAAGCCCUGAAUCGACGAUCAACCAUUUUCAAAGUAGCAGCCUCGAUUGGAAUUGCCGGAGUUCUUUUCCUCAUGCUCCGCUUCAUUUUCUUCUAGAAUUACAAAAUUACCUAUUUAUUUCUCAAACAAAAAAAGAAUCCUGAUGGGUGUUUUUCUUUUCUCGCUGCUAAAUUAUUGUGUUUUUCACCUUCCUUCCAAAUCAUACGAAUACUGUGUUAAAUGUAUUUUAUUUUUUUGAAAUUUAAUGAAAAAAAUUACAA
This is a messenger RNA of Caenorhabditis elegans, 813 nucleotides long. RefSeq names its product Vesicle-trafficking protein SEC22b (gene sec-22). The record is from RefSeq and is marked reviewed. Lineage: Eukaryota; Metazoa; Nematoda; Chromadorea; Rhabditida; Rhabditidae. The transcript has 5 exons. Gene Ontology annotation, cellular component: endoplasmic reticulum membrane; endomembrane system; cytoplasm. Gene Ontology annotation, molecular function: SNAP receptor activity. The coding region runs from base 5 to 649 and encodes 214 amino acids. Gene Ontology annotation, biological process: endoplasmic reticulum to Golgi vesicle-mediated transport; retrograde vesicle-mediated transport, Golgi to endoplasmic reticulum.